Molecule: messenger RNA, 1737 nt
Organism: Ctenocephalides felis (cat flea)
Lineage: Eukaryota; Metazoa; Arthropoda; Insecta; Siphonaptera; Pulicidae
Product: ionotropic receptor 75a-like
Exons: 11
Coding region: 1-1737 (578 amino acids)
Source: RefSeq, a predicted model, not a curated record
AUGGCUCAUGACAUGCUUCCAAAUUAUCUGUCAUCAGAUAUCGCAAUUGAAAUAGUUGAUAUAAUAAGAUCCUUGAGUGCUGCUAAAAUUCGUACAUCAUUUCCUUCGGACAAUACAGAUCCUUUAAUUAGUUUACAAGUUCCAGACUCUGGUGGAAUAGGAGUGUUGACACAGAGCGAUUGUCCACAAAGUAAAAUCUAUCUUCAGAAGAUAUCCGACCUAAUGUUAUUCAAUAGAACUUAUAAAUGGUUAAUACUCGCUGAGAAUGAAACUGAUCCACAUAUUAUUUUUGAACAUUUGAAAAUACGUAUAGAUGCCGACAUAACAUUAGCAACAAAAUUAGACAAAACAAUCAAUUUAUAUGAUGUAUAUGGUUAUUUAGCGAGAAAAGAUCAACCUCUAGUAGUAAACUUUACUGGAAAUUAUACAAUAUCUGAUGGUCUCUAUAUUCAACCUCAAGGCAUUAAAUAUAGAAUUACAAGAAAUUUUAGUGAAAUUAAAGGACAUGUUAGUGAGUUAUUAAUAUCUAGAAAACCAACGGAUGGCAUCGCCUCUUUGACCAAAUAUCACAAUGACUUGCUUAUUAUCGCUAAAGAAAUGUUUAAUUUCAGUAUAAUUUAUGAUGUGAAUCAAGCAUGGGCAGGAAAUGCUCCAAAUGGUACCCCGGUAGGUGUCUUAGGAUACCUUAUAAGAAGAGAAGUUGAUGUUUUGGCAACUGGCAUAUACAUCACAAGAGAUCGACCUGAUAAAAUGGACAUGAUACCAAGUUACUGGAUAUUCGAAACAGCACUUCUGUACAGAGUGUCAGGUUUGCCAGGAGCAUUAGAAGGCAGUUUAACUGAACCUUUCAGAAAUGAGGUUUGGUUAAUAACUGUAGUUUUGGCUGUUUUGAUGUUCCUUUUUCUUAAAUUUUCAGCGGAUAAAUCUAAUGUAUUUCGUAGCUGGAGCUUAUCAUCACUUUCCACACUAGCAGCAUUUUGUCAACAAGGAAUGGAGCCAUGUCCAACCCAUGUGUCACAGAGGACAUUAACGUUAACACUAUACGUAGCUACGUUACUUUUAUAUAAUUAUUAUACAUCUAGUAUUGUGGGAUAUUUGUUGAGUGUAAAUCCUGAAGGUUUAGACACCAUUGAGCAAAUGGCCGAUAGUCCAUUAACCGUAGUUUUUGAAAAUAUUGGAUAUGGCCAAGUACUUGUCCAGCAAAGACAAUUCAAAGGAAUGGAAGAAUUGUAUCAUAAAAAAUUAAAGGCACCUAGAAGUUCAAAUGAACCACAACUUUUUGUAAAUAAGGAAGAAGGAAUACAACUGAUAAAAAACAAAAGAGUAGCCUAUCACACAGAACCACAAUCUGCGUAUUCUGAAAUUGCUAAUACGUUUAAUGAACAAGAAAUAUGCGAACUUCGGCAGGUAAAUAUUUAUCAAAAGGAUACUUUAUACACGGUGCUGCCGAAAAGAUCACCUUUAACAAAAAUGCUAACUGUUGGAUUACUCAAGGCUAAAGAAAACGGACUUUCGCCCAGAUUUCUCAAAAUGAGGUAUUCUCAAAAACCAGAAUGCACAGCAAAUUUUGUCAGCCCAGUUUCAUGGCACGGUGUUGCCGCUGCUUUUAAAUUAUUAGGCAUAGGGUUCGGCAUCAGUUUGAUCAUUCUUAUAAUAGAAAAAAUUUUAAGGAUAAAAUAUUCUCAUAGUAUAGAAAAUUUGGAUGAACAAUCAUACAAAUGUGAUUAUUACAAUUGA